Molecule: messenger RNA, 648 nt
Organism: Cannabis sativa
Lineage: Eukaryota; Viridiplantae; Streptophyta; Magnoliopsida; Rosales; Cannabaceae
Product: protein FAR1-RELATED SEQUENCE 4-like
Exons: 2
Coding region: 1-648 (215 amino acids)
Biological process (GO): regulation of DNA-templated transcription
Source: RefSeq, a predicted model, not a curated record
AUGUCUCAUGUUGCUUUGCAAAGUGGAGGUUACGAGAGAAUGCCAUGUCAACUUCGAGAUGUCUACAACGGGGUUCUUGGUGCCAAGCGAGAAGAAAAGAUAGAGACGGACUCGGAAGGAGCAUUGGGAUUUCUUGAUUAUGGAAACUCACGUGUCGACUAUGUGGCUUUUGGGGAUGUACUAGGGUUUGAUACCACCUACAUGACAAAUGAGUACAAUAAGCCUCUCACUGUUCUCAUUGGCGUAAACCACCAUUUCAACACAUGCAUCUUCGGGUUCGCUCUACUCCUCCACGAGAAGCUUCCAUCCUAUCGUUGGCUACUUCAAAAAUUUCUCGAAUGCCAUGGAGAUAAGAAGCCAAAUGUUGUAGUUCCUGACCAAGAUGUGGCCAUGAAACGGGCCAUCAUGGAACACAUGCACGAUGUGACACACCGUCUAUGUGCUUGGCAUCUCAAUACAAAUGCUUCCAAAAAGGUUAAAGAUCCGAUCUUCUUGAAAAUAUUUAAAGAUCUAAUGUACAACUACUACGAGGAGGAGGAUUUCGAAGCAAGAUGGUUAGACGUCGUCGAAACCCAACAACUAACAGAUAAUGAAUGGUGCCAAACAACAUUCGACACAAGAAAACGAGUGGGCGAGAAACUUAUUUAA